Galeopterus variegatus (Sunda flying lemur) is the source of this 1164-nucleotide messenger RNA. RefSeq names its product ubiquinol-cytochrome-c reductase complex assembly factor 1. Gene Ontology annotation, cellular component: mitochondrion. Gene Ontology annotation, biological process: mitochondrial respiratory chain complex III assembly. The record is from RefSeq and is a predicted model, not a curated record. Bases 19 to 852 code for a protein of 277 amino acids. The transcript has 8 exons. Lineage: Eukaryota; Metazoa; Chordata; Mammalia; Dermoptera; Cynocephalidae.
AAAUGGUUGUUGGGGAACAUGGCGUUGGUGGUGCGAGUCCUUAAGAAGCAGACUAGCAUUUCCCAGUGGGUUCCAGUAUGCAGCCGAUUGGGACCUGUGUCUCCUACCCAAGGACAGUGGGGCAGGACUCUGUCUGGCACUUCCCAGUGGCCCCAGAUGAGCCAGUCUCAAACAUUUGGUGGAUCAGGACAGAUUCCUGGAAUAGACAUACAGCUGAGUGAGAAGUAUCACACUACAAAUAAGCUUCCUGCUACUAAGGAUUCCCCACAGCCUGUUGAGGAGAAGGUUGGUGCCCUCACAAAGAUAAUAGAAGCCAUGGGAUUCACAGGACCUUUGAAAUACAGUAAAUGGGUCAAUUCCUAUAUCCUGAAGAAGAACAUGAUCCUCAUGACAAAUAAUUUCUAUGCAGCAAUCUUAGGAUAUGAUGAGGGCAUCCUUUCAGAUGAUCAUGGGCUGGCUGCCGCACUCUGGAGAACCUUCUUCAACCAGAAAUGUGAAGACCCUCGACAGCUUGAAUUGCUAGUGGAAUAUGUGAGGAAACAGAUGCAGUACCUGGACUCCAUGAAUGGUGAGGAUCUGCUUCUGACAGGGGAGGCCCUAGAUGCAUCCCUGCAGCAGCAGAUAGUCCCUACCUGCAGAGUCAAGUCCUGUCUCCAGAGGAUUCGCCAGUCAUUGCACACAGCAACUUGCAAUAUGGAACCUCAUUUGAAAGAGCCAUAUCGGAGCCGUCAUGUCUGUGAUGUCUCAAAGCCCUCACUUCCUGGUAGUCAGCAUCUUUCACUGACCAUGCCAAUCCCUGGCCCCUUCAAGAUAAAAUCCAAGUUCCUUGGGGGCUACAAGGGCUCUUCUUAGUUUGACCCCUGCCUCCAUUCCAGCCAGUUUCUAUGAGUCUCUAACCCAAUUUGUUUUCUGAGCAAACUGGACCACUUGGGGUUACCUGGAGAGACCACACUGUGUGUUUCCUUUACCCGAACCCUUGUCCCUACCUCUUCUGACUAAAGAAAUCCCAAGCUCCUGCAAAUAUCACCUCUUCUACAUCCCCUCCACCCGUAUUCACACCCCAAUUGGCCCAGGCCUGCUGUCUGUGGUGUUCCUGUGCUAUUGUGUUGUCUGCUCUGUUAGCACUUACCUUGCCACAUUGGGAUGAUUUUUUUUUUUUUUACA